GCCCGCCUUCCUCCAAUGGGAGGAGCCCGAGUUCGUAGCCGUGCGCCAAUGGUGGGGGAAGCCGGAGUCCCUGGUAACGGGACCGGGCCGGACCUCCUUCCAGGGAUGUGGAGCUGCGGGGGUCGGCGGCGGCGGCGGAUCUUGGGAGCCGUCUUUUUGGUCCUCAUGGCGGCGGUUGUGGUGCGCAGGCAGGAGAGGAAUAUGUCACUUUACAGACUUGGGAGGGAACAUAUGCCUUUGACUUUACUCUCUGAUGGAGGAAGGAAGGACCAGUUCAUCUUUUCUUCUAUUCAGUAUUACCCGUGCCUGCCUGUUGUUUCAGAGGCCUGUGGGGAUGAGGUGCUACAGAGAUUGAAUUUAUCAGACAUGGUCCCGGUGCGCCUGAGGGGCCGGGUGCUGGGCUUACAGGCCAAGGAUACCCAGUUCCUACUGGAGGAGAGGCCAUUCCGCAUUUUGGGAGGCUCGCUGCACUACUUCCGCAUCCCCCGAGAAUACUGGAAGGACCGCCUGAUGAAGAUGAAGGCCUGUGGCUUGAACACCGUCACAACGUACGUCCCAUGGAACCUCCAUGAGGCAAUAAGAGGGAAGUUUGACUUCAGUGGAAACCUGGACCUGCAGGUUUUCAUUAAGAUGGCAGAAGAAGUUGGCCUAUGGGUGAUUCUCCGCCCAGGACCUUAUAUCUGCUCUGAGUGGGACCUUGGCGGAUUGCCUAGCUGGUUGCUCCAAGACCCUGAAAUGCAGUUGAGGACAACCUAUCGGGGAUUCACAGAGGCUGUGGAUAACUACUUUGAUCGCCUGAUUCCCCAAGUGGUCCCUCUUCAGUACAAGUAUGGUGGUCCAAUCAUCGCUGUGCAGGUGGAGAAUGAAUAUGGCUCCUAUGCCCAAGAUCCAAGUUACAUGACGUAUAUAAAAAUGGCCCUGACCAGCAGGAAGAUUGUGGAGAUGUUGAUGACCUCCGACAACCAUGACGGACUGGUUUCUGGCACAGUGGAUGGAGCCUUGGCCACGAUUAACUUUCAGAAGCUGGACACAGCCAUCAUGGUAUUUCUCAGCACAGAUCAGCGGAACAAAAUGCCAAAGAUGGUGAUGGAAUACUGGACUGGAUGGUUUGAUUCCUGGGGAGGACUUCAUCACGUCUUUGAUGCAGAUGAUAUGGUACAAACAGUUGGAAAAGUCAUUAAGUUGGGAGCAUCCAUCAACCUCUACAUGUUCCAUGGGGGCACAAACUUCGGCUUUCUGAAUGGUGCCCAGCAUUCCAAUGAAUACAAGUCAACCAUCACCAGCUAUGACUAUGAUGCUGUCUUGACCGAGUCUGGGGACUACACCUCCAAGUUCUUCAAGUUGCGGCAGCUUUUCACAGACAUACUGGAGACCCCUUUACCUGCGCCUCCUGUAAUUUCAAGUAAAGCGUCGUACGGGGCAAUCCUGAUUCAGCAAUACGUCUCUCUAUGGGAGGUGCUGCCCUCUCUGGUCCAGCCUGUCAAGUCCGAGCACCCUGUUAACAUGGAGAACCUCCCGGUCAACGAUGGUAACGGACAGGCCUUUGGGUAUACGCUCUAUGAGACUGUUAUACCUGGAGGAGGAAUAUUACAUUCAUAUGACCACAUCCGGGACAGAGCCCAGGUGUUUGUUAAUAUGCGGUAUAUUGGCCACCUUGAUUACAGCACACAAGAACUGGCAGUCCCUAACGGACAGGGAUACCGGCAACUCCGGCUUCUGGUCGAGAACUGUGGGCGAGUCAAUUACGGAGAGCAUCUCAACGACCAGCGGAAAGGCUUAAUUGGUGACAUCUCUCUCAACAAAACCUCCUUAAGGAACUUCAAGAUUUACAGCCUGGAGAUGAAACCCAGCUUCAUGGAAAGUCUACGUGGAUUCACUCCCUGGAGUGCCGUUCCCGACAGUGCCGUGGGGCCUGCAUUCUUCCGAGGCACCCUCCAAGUGCAGCAUUUGCCUCAGGAUACUUUCUUAAAGCUGGAGGGCUGGGAAAAGGGAGUUGUGUUUGUUAAUGGGCAAAACCUUGGUCGCUACUGGAAGAUUGGUCCUCAGGAAACCCUUUACCUCCCAGGGACGUGGCUUCAGGAAGGACACAAUGAGAUUAUCGUUUUUGAAGAGCGUUCUGCCGGCCGGAUUCUCCAAUCCACAGACUUGCCUUUCCUAGGAAAGGUUCAAUACGUGAGCUGAGUGUGGGACUGUGGUCUCCCUGGCCGCUCUACCAUCCACAAGGUUCACUUUAAGCUCUGGUUGAGGGUUCCUGGGGCACCGAAGUCUGGAAACAAGCGAGUCUUCUCCUCCUCCUCUGCUAUAUCCCUGAGAAAGUCAUGCCUCUAUGCCAAUGAAUGUCCUGGUUAUGGAUUAUGUUUGAUUAGUUAAGGUUUGCCUCAUCCGUGGAUUUAAGAGGAUGACUCUGAAUACUUGAAAUGAGAAAACAAAAUCCCCAGAUAUCUUGGAGUCUUGUCCUAGAGGAUCCAACAGUUCCACUGGUUCGUGCCCCAUUUGUAACAAUAGAAGCCAAGGAACUGGCAACGGGAUCAGUGUGCAAGGGGUGCUGAGGAUCUGGUGAAUUUAAGAAGCUCCUCCAGGGUUUCAACUUGAACCAGGCCCAGUUGGAAGAGAAAUGGUCUCACUGGCACCUGCAAUAACCAAACCGGGGAUAUACAGGACUUUCCAGACAGUUGAAGCCCUUGUUGUUUUGAAGAAUAGAUUGUCUUUUAUUCCCCUCUUAGGUGCCUAGUUUGGUCCUUAGGCGGGAUGGGUAGGAAUAUAAUUUUUACAUUUAUGCAUCUAUUUUGUAGUGCAACCCCUGGAUUGUUAUUAUUUAUUAAAGGUACUUGAAGGACCACAGCAAGUUCUCCAAACCCCAGCAAAUGAGCUGGAAGACAUGUCCAAGCCAUAUAGAAAUGGAAGCCGGCUGCCUUUGGGAGUGCCCACACUUGGAAAUUGGACAUUAUGUCGAACUUCUAAGUGCACAGGACGCUCCACAAAUUGGUUAAUUCUGUGCUGUUUGUACCGGUGAGAACAAUGUAUAUGAUUUCCUGAAACAGAAUGCAGAUUGCCACUGGCUAUAGUUUAUAGCAGGGUUUUGUGGGUUUUCCAUGAGAUGGCAGAGGUCCCUGUGAUAGUAAUAUAGAAUUCUGAGAUGUCUUCUUCCUCCCUCCCCAUGUCUUCCCUACAUAUAAUAGGCCAGGAUGGAUGGCCAUUGGCUUCCUGGCGGUAGAUGAUGAAUGCAUUAGAUCAAAACAUCUGAAGACCACCAAGUUGAUGAAGACUGAAUUAGAACAUCAGGGGAGAUUUUGCUUGACUGAUCUCUCUCUGAUAGAGUAAGAAGAUUACCAACAGAUCUAGGCAGAAUCUGGGACAAUGCCAUCCAAAGUUCAACUGCCUUGUUCUGGUUCUCCUUGAAAACUGGCAAGACUUUAUGCAUAGUCCACACACUUCUAUGCCAUAUGGAUGAAGCGAGGCUUUCUGACUAUUCCCAGACUUUCUCUAUUUUUUGUUGGCCUUUGUAAGACAAGGCUAACAGUAAAAGUAAUGAGAGUCAGCUUGGAAAGAAAAUACCUUCUUUUUCACCUGCCUUCCCUGGAAUCCAAAGUAUUCUGAGAAGGCAAUGUAGUAUAUGUACACAAGAGAAGAUGGGUGUGUGUUGAUUCUCCAACUGAAACUUCAGCCAGUAUUUAGCAUGACGAGGCAGCUGUCUAUUAAAUUUCUCAGAAUCUGGAACAGCAUUAGGCAGGGGAGACAGCAUGGUGUCUUCCAGAUGUUAACUCAGGGACUGAAUCCCAACCAGAAUGGCCAGUAGCUCAGGACUGAAGUCCUACAACCUGGUGGUCUUUGGAAGGAUAUACUGAGUUCUUGCUUUUCUUCCAGUUUUCAGAUAACCCCGAGACCUUCUCAUUUCCAAAUUGAGACCAACCAAAUCUCUAUCAGCACCCGUUUGGGGAAGAGUUCUUUCUCCAAAUGCUCAAGAUCCAAUGUUUUACUUCUUUUUCCACUAAUCUGAAUUUCCUAGCUCCAUUUCCAGUCCUUUAAAAAAAUGAACUAUGUUCUCUAACAUACCUCUACCUGCUCAGGUUAUUAUUCAGGAAAUAGUUUUGCCUCAGCGUUGGCCCAGUCCCAUUUCGUUUUUUGGCGCAACUGUGACUUGGCAGGCACAAUAAAUUUUGAGGGCCAUCUGGCUGUUAAAAACCAUAUUUAAUUUUAUUUAACAAAUUAAAUACAGUUGAAUUCAAACUUGAGAACAGACAGUGCAGCUUUUAAAAAAAGAAACCAAACCCAUUGUCUAUCCGGAUGAUGUGUUCCCAGCCCACGCAAAGACAGGUGGCUCCCAACAGCGGAGAGCCAACAGCGCUUCCACAAGUUCCGCUGCAGAAACCUGGGCACUGCAGUUCAUAAAAGCACCUUUUAUUUUGCAAAACAAAAUCGAAAUUAAAGGAUGCAUCAUUCUGAUUUAUUGUUAAAAAAUCCUUCAUGGUUCACCACAAUCUGACAGGGUUAUUGUUGUAAAUAAAAAAGACAAGGCAUGCUAUAAGAGGAGAUGGCAGUUGGAAGCCACUCUUGCAUUGUCAAAACUAAGUCUUUUUUAAAAAGCUCAAUGCCUCUCACUUCUCUUCAAUGAGUUUGAUCUGGUUGUGUUUUUCGAGGUUUCUAACUCGGGCUCAUAAUGGAGGGAAACGCCAGCAUGAGACGUUCUGGAUUGUCCACAUUUCAUACAGUUGAGUUUUGAAUUUAGUCCAAGGUUUUCUCCUCUGGGCAAAAUAAAUUACAAAAGAAUUGUUCACAGUUGGAAACAAAAGAGCCUUAUUGGUUUUAAGGCCUGUUGGUUUGGGGUUUUUCUCUCUCCCACUUGAUUGUUUUAAUAAAUAGUGCCAUAAAUGGACAAAGAAAAUAAAAAUGGUCUCUUAUUAUUGUUA
Molecule: messenger RNA, 4907 nt
Organism: Anolis carolinensis (green anole)
Lineage: Eukaryota; Metazoa; Chordata; Lepidosauria; Squamata; Anolidae
Gene: glb1l2
Product: galactosidase beta 1 like 2
Exons: 21
Coding region: 16-2181 (721 amino acids)
Biological process (GO): carbohydrate metabolic process
Cellular component (GO): vacuole
Molecular function (GO): beta-galactosidase activity
Source: RefSeq, a predicted model, not a curated record